AUGAAUGCCGUAAAAGUACCAGAACAAAAAAGGAAUUCACUUUCGUCUUCUUUGAGCGAAGCGGAAAAAAUCUCAAGAAUUACAACGAAAAGUUGUCAGAAAGUGAUUAGACCUGAAGAAAUUGUUGAAUCCCAAGAAAUGAAUGGAUUAUUAGAGCUGAUUAAAUCUGAGGAAAUUGAUAAGUCUCAACAAGUUAUUGAUGCUCGAGAAAUGGAAAAGUCUCAGAAAGUAGAUAGAUUUCGAGAAACGAUUAAACCAUCAUCACUGGAGACAUCUUUUACUGCUGAGGAUGUAACAUCGCACGUUUUAUCAUUCAAGUGUUUUUUUUGUGAAGCAUAUAUAUUUACUCUGCAAAGUUUUAUUAUUCAUUUGAAAAGUUCGCAUCCAAAUGAAGAUAUAUCAGAAAUACUCAGUGAUCAGUUCCGUUCUUGUAUAACAUCGGUAGAAAAAGAAAAGAUUGUAGUUGUUACAUAUGCUUUUCCUUGUCGAAGUGCUGAUUCUCAUUCGAAUGCAAAUCAUGAUAGAUCAUCAAAUUCCGAUGUGUCGAUAUGCUCGCAGAAAAGUAUCACAAGCUGUUGCCAUAGUAUGGAAGAGUGUGAGAAAAAGGAUUCAGCCUCAGCUGAUGACGCAUUAGAUAUACCGACAGCACUGUCAUCAACUUUGCACGAAUUUAAAGCUGAUAGUUCGGUUUCACAAGAGUUUGUGUGGCAAGCUCGCAGUACCCAGAAACCGAAAACUUAUUUACUGUCAGAACAUAAUUUAAUAGAUGAAGAAGAUUCUCCAUUAGAGUCAGUGGUAACAGAAAGUUCGUCGAAAAAAAGUUGUGAUUCUUCUAUAAAUAUGAACUUUACGUUGGAUGAAGCAAAAGACCAAUUAGGAACUGUCACGUCAUCAUUACCUGCAGAAAAUACGCGUCGACGUCAGAUGUCAACUUAUGAGAAAAUGAUGGCUCUGACAUGCCAAAAAUGCGGACAGAAGUUAGUGUUUGAUUUUCGGUUUAAAAAUCGUUGCAUGUUAACACGUCAUGCAAUUGAACAUAAGCGGGCUAACAAUCCAUAUAGAUGUAGUGUUGAAGGAUGUUUGGACUCGUAUGCUGAAAAACGAAAAUUAAUCGGUCAUUUGAAUUAUAAACAUAGUGAACUAUCGAAAGAAGAACGCGAAGCAAUGCUUGCAAAAGGAGAUGAAUUAAUGGGAAAGCUAAGAACUGUGUCAUUAAAUGGGUCAUUACCAUGUGGCUCAAGUCCAGUACCUCUCACUUCUUCAACAGUUGGUACUACUGGUCAGUCUGUUCCAUUAACAAUUUCGCCUUUAACUGAUCUUGAAACGGUUUCCAUUUCAAUUACUAUGGGGGAUUCAAGGGAUAGUCAGUCGGCAUUAGCAAUGGCUAUUCCUUCUGCCAGCAUUGGACUUUUAUCAACUAAUCAUAUUCUGAAAAAUAUGGUAAAUAGUGUUGAAUGUGAAGAAAAUGAAGUACUUCUGAAAAGGAUCAAGCGCGAAGUUCCUGAUUGUGAUGAAUCUUUUCCAGCGUCACAUAGUACAGUCGCUUCAGCAGGUCAUAAUCAUUUAACUGUGAGGAAUGAUCAAGAAAAAAGUGAGGAAAUUUCACAUUUGGUUAAUUCUUCUUUGUUGGGUGUGCUUUCAAUGAUUGGAAAACAUCAUAUUAAAUCAGAAAUUUUGGAAACAACAUAA
Molecule: messenger RNA, 1689 nt
Organism: Thelazia callipaeda (thelaziosis nematode)
Lineage: Eukaryota; Metazoa; Nematoda; Chromadorea; Rhabditida; Thelaziidae
Source: the annotation of a GenBank genome assembly